Molecule: messenger RNA, 1429 nt
Organism: Capsicum annuum
Lineage: Eukaryota; Viridiplantae; Streptophyta; Magnoliopsida; Solanales; Solanaceae
Exons: 2
Coding region: 395-1288 (297 amino acids)
Source: RefSeq, a predicted model, not a curated record
AACAACUUAUGUUCCAAAACUUCUAAAAAUCCCUUCGCUUUUAAAAUAUUACAUAUAUCUCAACAUUUACUAUUUUUAUUAAAAGUUGAGAUACAAGUUUAAGACCUCCUAUCCAUACGGUUUACUUUACCAAAAUUGUACCCGUUUCCUUCCUCAUUGUACGCCACAAUUUCAGCAGCAGUUUCAAUCCAUUCUUUCCCUCUAAUUCAAACUUUUGAAUUAAGGUAAAUUUUCCCCCUAAAAUCAUAUUAAAUUUCUUCUAUCAUUAUUUGACGAUUUGUUUUUUUUAAAAAAAAAAAUUGCCCCUGCGUUUUCUGAUUGAUUUUUUGGUGAUUUUGGUGAGCAAAUUCUUUGAUUUUUGGUUUUGUAGUCUACAUUGUUUUGAAUUAACAUUAUGAAUAGAGAUUCGGGACCAUAUUUUAGUCUUGGAAUCUCCCAAUUAGAAAGUAUCAAAGAAUAUGAAGAAGUUGUAAACUUCGUUCCUGGUAGUUUUGACUACGAAUUUAUUGGUUUUGAUGAAAAUAGAUCCAAGCAUAGAAACGAUCCACAUACUAUGAAGAAAUUGCGGGAAAAGUAUGCCAAGAAGGAUAAGAAAAAAGAAAUUCAUGUUUCUAAGAAAAGAGGAUCUAACAGUUCUGGAGGUAAAACUCCCGCUAAGAGAAGAAGAGUUGUUGAGGGAUUGAGUUACAUUAUAAAGAAAAUUCCACCGCAUCAUCUUAGAUUUGGGAGUUCAUGCAACUUAAAAUUUAAAGAUGAGAUUAAAGAAGUCGUCGGCCAAGAAGUUAUCGACUUAUUUGAAACGACUAUUUUUGGAUGUUAUCUCAACAUCCCUCUUUCAAAUUAUAUUGGAAAAAUUACCAAAUGUCUUCUUAUGCUCGAAAUCGAGCAACCAAAUCAAGAAGAGAUGCAUGUGUGUGUCAAAGGCAACAUUCUUAGAUUUUCUAUUUAUGAAUUUGCCUUGAUAACUGGCUUGAAGUGUUUUGGUAAUGUUGAAGAUUUCAAACAUGAUGAUUUUUCUCCGAGUAGGCUUAUGAGAAGGUACUUUCCUCAAUCAACGAAUGGGGUUGAUAAGGAGGCGUUGGUGAAACGUUUUCUGAAGGAUAAUUUUAAAACCAUAGAGGAUGCCCUCCAGAUGGCAAUCCUUUACUUCAUCUACUCACAGCUAAAUGCUUCUCCCAUUUUAUUUUUUGAUUUCAAGAUGGUGGAAGAUAGAAAAUACAAAUUCUUUCCUUGGGGUCAAGUUUCUUUCUCCAGGUUGAUGGCCUCACUUAGGCAAAAUUUUUUUUAGGAGAAGCAACUUUAUAGGUUGGGUGGCAUCCCUCAGGUUCUUUAUGUGUGGAUGUUUGAACUCUGUUCAAAUAUUAAUACUAAAGUUGUUGUGAAAGAGGGUAAUAACAUACCUCAUAUAUUGAAUUGAAAGGUUGUUGCA